GCGGGUGAAGUUCACACUAUCCCUGCGAGUACCGAAGAAAAGAAUGCUCUGUUCAACUCCAUUUCCGGCACCCAACAAUUCGGUGCAGGUUCUCUCUGGAAAAAGUCACACGUGUCGUUAUCUACAAUCCACACGUGUCAUUUAUCCUCGCUCUUCUUUUGUUUCGAAAUUCGACUUCCAACAAUUCCGGCAACUCCGCGCGAAGAGCCUGCGCGCUAUACGCGGCGGCGGAUUCGUCCCGGCGACCGCGAAGAAGCAAUUGCGCAGAAAAGCUGAUGUUGUUGAAUUGGAUGAGAACUUCGACGACGGGGAUGUUAGUUACGAAUACGAAGAUGAUGAAGGAGGUGGAGAAGAUGAGGUUGAUGAUGAUGAAGAAGAGGUGGUUUCGUUUAAUGAGAAUGAGAUGAAGAAAUGGUUGGAGAGGAAGCCGAAGGGGUUUGGUGAAGGGAAAGUGUAUGAUACUUCAAUUGAAGAUAAGCUGUUUGAAGAAAUGCAGCAGAGUAAACAAGUCCAAGCUGCUAAUUUGAAAAAGCUUAAGACCAAUCCUGUUAACACUGCCUCCAAAACUAAUGCACCAAAGAAGACAGAUGAAAAAGUUGUUCCUGUUCGAAACCGAGUGCGCUUGGUGAAUCUACCAAAGAAAAAGAACAUCGAUAGGGAUUUGAAAUCUGCUCUUCAAGGGAUUCCAGGAAUAACAAAUAUUGUCCCUGCUGUUACCGGAAACAAGAAGACACGGGAUCCUAUCUGCAAGGGUUUUGCUUUUGUUGAUUUCAAGCAUGAACAAGAUGCAAUUAGGUUUGUAGAGUUAUACACAGGACAAACUAUUACUUUUGGCAAAAUUCAGAAGCAGAUAAAAUGCGAACUCGUAAAUGCACAGUCUUCCUCUUCUUCGCUGAGGUUAAGCAAGAAUCUCAACAAUGCUCUACCCCUCUUGGCCUCCUUUGAAGAAGAUUCAAAUAAGGAUUCCAAUAUGGACGAUUCUGCUCUUGCUUCCUGGGACGAGACCGAUUUAGAUGAUUCGGAUGAGCAACAAGAAAGUGAUGGGGAGAAUGAAGAGUUUUCCACUGCUUUGAAGGUCGAUAGUGAUUACUGCAUAGAAAUGAGUAAUGAUUCCGAAAUUGAUUCACUUCCCUCAGAACAGGUUGACAGAAACCCCUCUGCUGAGAAGAAGUUACCUGUCAAAGUUAAACAAAAACAUGCCCCCAACAAAAAACCAACUUCCAAAAAGAAUGUAACAAAGGUUUUAGAUGUCCCUGGAUCUGCAAAAAGGUUAAAGAUCAGGGAAAAGGCUGUUUUAAAUGAUGUUUUCUCCAAGUACGGAUCAAAAUCUUCCAUUGCUUCAAAGGAUAGUUAGUAAAUUGUUAAUGACCAAAAUCUAAACCCUCACCCAGGAUGCAAUGACACUUUUUAGUUUGGCCUCGAAUGGCAAUUUUUGAUUUAGUGUAUGAUGAAGUAGUGGCGUAGUGUAGUAUUGUUGUGCUAUAGAAACAUGGACGAUCCUAUAUUAGUAGUUGUUAUAAAUAUCAAAGCAUUCUUUCAUCUACAUUGAGGUCAAACUAGGGUUUAUUUGAAUCAUCUUCACUAGCUACGAGUGAAUCUUAGUUAUUUUUUUUUUUUUGAUAAGAAAAGGGUUUGGUACUGAGGUAUCCUUAAGUGUGGAUAUUUAAGAAUUAAGAUCCUUGAAGUUGUACAAGUCUUUUUAUGCUAUCGAGCCAUAUUUGA
This is a messenger RNA of Cicer arietinum (chickpea), 1722 nucleotides long. RefSeq lists its product as uncharacterized. NCBI's taxonomy places the organism in Eukaryota, Viridiplantae, Streptophyta, Magnoliopsida, Fabales, Fabaceae. The record is from RefSeq and is a predicted model, not a curated record. Gene Ontology annotation, molecular function: RNA binding.